This is a messenger RNA of Heterotrigona itama, 1137 nucleotides long. NCBI's taxonomy places the organism in Eukaryota, Metazoa, Arthropoda, Insecta, Hymenoptera, Apidae. The record is from the annotation of a GenBank genome assembly.
AUGUAUCACGAACUUCUUCCCAAUUCCUUGGAACUCGACUCAAUACUUCGAUCAUCUGCUUCCCUGUUGAAGUUCAGAAGCUCUGAUUUCCACCUUCAUUCGUACGAUUCGAAACUUCAAAAUAAACUUGGGAAAAAAUUCGAUCGAAAGGAAUUGAAAGAGUCGAAACAUCUGUUAUUUAAUUUAUCUACAUCAUUAUCUUUAUGGUUAAGAUUUCUUUUAUUUUCAUUAUAUAAAUAUCCAAUCAAAUUUUUUACACAUCUAGUUCCAUAUAAUUCUCCAAAAUUAUUACAUUUUAUGGUAAUUAUUAAAUUAACUAGAUAUAUAAUGUAAUUAAAUUAACUAGAUAUGUAAUAUAAAAUAAAUAUAUAAUUCGACCAUUGACUUUAUCGAUUCGAUUAUCAUCAAAUUUAAUUUCGAUAACUUGCCAUGAACAUUUUUCGCCAGGUGUCAAUGAAAUCGAAAUAUUUAUAUUAUUAUCAUUAAUUGUUUUUUUUUGGUAAUUAUUGAUUUAUUCACGAUUAAUAUAUUAAUAAAAUUUCAAUAUUAUAUAAUGAAUUUUCAUUAUGAAUUUACUAUAAAAAAUUUAUUUCAAAUAUUGUAUUUUUUUAGGAUCAAUACUGUAUUUAAUAUUUAUGAAUUUUUUCAGAUUAUUUCCAUUAACUAGAUAUCUGUUAUUUAAUUUAUCUCCAUCAUUAUCUUUAUGAUUAAGAUUUCUUUUAUUUUCAUUAUAUAAAUAUCCAAUUAAAUUUUUCACACAUCUAGUUCCAUAUAAUUCUCCAAAAUUAUUACAUUUUAUGGUAAUUAUUGAAUUAAUUAGAUAUAUAUAAUUCGACCGUUGACUUUAUCGAUUCGAUUAUCAUCAAAUUUAAUUUCGAUAACUUGCCGUGAACAUUUUUCGCCAGGUGUCAAUGAAAUCGAAAUAUUUAUAUUAUUAUCAUUAAUUGUUUUUUUUUGGUAAUUAUUGAUUUAUUCACGAUUAAUAUAUUAAUAAAAUUUCAAUAUUAUAUAAUGAAUUUUCAUUAUGAAUUUACUAUAAAAAAUUUAUUUCAAAUAUUGUAUUUUUUUAGGAUCAAUACUGUAUUUAAUAUUUAUGAAUUUUUUCAGAUUAUUUCCAUAUAUUUUUCCAUUAACUAG